This is a messenger RNA of Parnassius mnemosyne (clouded apollo), 1068 nucleotides long. Lineage: Eukaryota; Metazoa; Arthropoda; Insecta; Lepidoptera; Papilionidae. The record is from the annotation of a GenBank genome assembly.
AUGGAAAGCAACUCCACGUCAGACAUUGUUAUUAUAAGCGGCAACUCACACCCAGAGCUAGCUGAUUUGAUAGCUGACCGUCUAGGUGUACGAAAAGGUGGAUGUUCAGUAUACCAUAAAACUAACAGAGAGACUAUGGUGGAGAUAGCUGAUUCUAUUCGUGGCAAAAAUAUUUACAUUGUUCAAACAGGAACAAAGGAUGUUAACAACAACAUUAUGGAAUUAUUAAUCAUGGCUUAUGCAUGCAAGACAUCUUCAGCUCGAUCAAUUGUAGGGGUCAUUCCAUACUUACCAUACAGUAAACAGUGUAAAAUGAGGAAACGUGGAUGCAUUGUCACAAAGCUUUUGGCACAAAUGAUGUGCAAGUCUGGCCUAACUCACAUCAUCACAAUGGAUCUGCAUCAAAAAGAAAUACAGGGAUUUUAUGAUUGUCCAGUUGAUAAUCUGAGGGCUUCUCCAUUUUUAUUGCAGUACAUUCAGGAAAGUAUCCCCGACUACCGUAAUUCGGUGAUAGUGGCGCGCAAUCCAGGUUCAGCCAAAAAAGCAACAUCUUACGCAGAACGUUUACGUCUCGGUAUCGCUGUAAUACAUGGAGAACAGAAGGAAGCAGAGAGUGAUGAAGUGGAUGGUCGCUACUCUCCACCAUGCAAUCCAAGGUCUCGCACAAUGGAUGUUUCGGUGGGCGUGCCAGUGCAUCCGGCUAAGGAGAAGCCGCCUAUAAAUGUUGUUGGGGAUGUAGGAGGAAGAAUAGCAAUUAUGGUGGACGAUAUGAUCGAUGAUGUCCAAUCAUUUGUCGCAGCAGCAGAAGUUUUAAAGGAAUGUGGUGCAUACAAAAUAUAUGUACUGGCAACACAUGGGUUAUUAUCUUCAGAUGCGCCUCGGCUUAUCGAAGAUUCACCCAUCGAUGAAGUAGUUGUAACUAAUACUGUACCACACGAACUUCAGAAAAUGCAAUGCAAUAAAAUUAAAACAAUUGACAUUUCGGUAUUGUUAAGCGAAGCUAUAAGACGCAUUCACAACAAAGAAUCUAUGUCUUAUCUAUUCAAAAAUGUGACACUUGAAGACUAG